Galleria mellonella (greater wax moth) is the source of this 3629-nucleotide messenger RNA. RefSeq names its product protein UBASH3A homolog (gene Epp). The record is from RefSeq and is a predicted model, not a curated record. The transcript is spliced from 14 exons. Bases 191 to 2338 code for a protein of 715 amino acids. Lineage: Eukaryota; Metazoa; Arthropoda; Insecta; Lepidoptera; Pyralidae. Gene Ontology annotation, molecular function: protein binding.
UUAUUGUAAUAUUAUUUAAUUUAUAAAAUUGUUUAUCUUUCUUUUCUGCGGUAAUAAAUUCAACACAACCAAUUUAAGCAUAUAAUGAAGCUUACUAAAAUUAUUGUGGUAUUUACUAUUAAAUGAAAGUUUGCCUACAGAUCAGGGAGUUAAUACUGAAAAGGAUUAUGUUUAUUAAUUAUACACUUUUAUGAAGCGUGUUUGGUCUGGUUUACUUCAUCAAUUACCUAGGAUGUCUAAUCUUCCACCGCGUAAAGUUUGUUUGUCACAUAAAUCAUCUAAACAAGAUACGACCCCACUUCAAAUUUUACUGCAAAUGGGAUUUCCAAAACACCGGGCAUUGAAAGCAUUGGCGGCCACAGGCAAUCGCAGUGUUCAGUUAGCAUCUGACUGGCUGCUUACCCAUGUAAAUGAUACAUCAAUUGAUGUAGAUGAGCCACGAGAGUAUAUAUUCUAUGCUAGCCCCACUGGACCCUUACUUUCACAAUUACUAGAUUUCUGGGAGAAAUCAAAAACAAAUAUUGGCUGGAAUGGAGCACACAAUUAUCCACCCCAUAUAACAUUGGUGUCAUUUUUUAAGGCUCCUGAUGAGACAUCCCUUCAACUAGCACGAGCAGUAAAGCAAGUUGUAGAAAAUGUAGGAGAUCCACCAAACAGCCCAUUAAAAUUGGAGCCUUAUAUAUCCCAAAAUUUCAUGGGGCUCUUUGUAUCUGAGGAGCAUGCUGAUUAUUUGAAAAAAAUUGCAGUGCAAUAUGUUAAACAGGUGUCAUCAGCUUUGGGGGUUAUGGUGGAUACUUAUGAACACUUGGAUGCCUUGGGAACAUGUUUUCCUUGGUGCACGAUGCCGCAAGAAAAACCUAUUAAAUCAGCCAUAAACCUGGAAGCGCAUGUGAACUCGUUGCAUAUAACGUUAGCAUAUCAUUUCGACGUGGCGGUAUACGAUGAGCUUAAAUCACUUGUUGACGAGUUGCAACCGUUUGAACAAUCGAGCUGGGAACUGAGACUGUACUCGAGGGAUCCUCGUUUUGCUAAUCACCAGGUAUAUAAGGUCAUGCAAGGUUAUACUCCGAAAGCUAGCGAUGAACUUGAACUAGUUCUAGGAGAUUAUAUUUAUAUUGAUGAAAAGGAGUUUGACAGUUCCUCCGACGGCUGGGUGCACGGCACGUCGUGGCUGACAGGUGUCAGCGGUUGCCUUCCAGCAGUGUACACCCGGCGUACGGCUGAGUCGGACGCUUGGACUCUACAUAGGGCCAUUUCGCUUGGAAACAACAUCUGUUUUACAGGCACAGAUAAUAAAUCAGAAUCGGACUCAAACUUAGAAAUGGCGAGGAGUUACCCACAUGAAGACGCUUCACAACUCGGUUUCGAAAAGUCGGAAGAGAGCUAUACCGAAUGGGCCAAGUUUUGGGAAGCACAAGUAGCCCAAACAUCUCCCGACGUAUUGACUUCAACUGCCGAUGAUCACAAGACCAGCAGUUCUUCAAGAAACGGAGACGCCGAAUCCAAAUUAUGCAGUAAAAAUGCAACAAAUGGGCAAAAUACGGAUCGACGCUGGUAUUUUGCAAUGCGACACGGCGAGCGGGUAGACCUUACAUACGGGCAGUGGGUACCAUAUUGUUUUGACGAAAAUGGCACCUAUGUUAGGAAGGACUUGAAUAUGCCCCUGAGCCUUCCUGAACGAGCCGGCGGAAAAGAUUCGUACGCUAAAGACACGCCACUGACGCGUGUAGGACGCUUGCAAGCUCAGCUUGUGGGUGAGGGGCUGCGGCUGGCGGGCAUCUCACUAAGAUACGUGUACGCCUCCGCUGCGCUUCGCUGCGUGGAGACUGCACAGGAGCUUCUCAGAGGUUUACAAGACCCAACGGUCAAAAUUAGGGUGGAGCCAGGUCUUUUUGAAUAUAAAGUGUGGCAUAGCGCAAAGGGCCUAGCGCCCUUCAUGACACCUCUUGAACUCCACAAAGCAGGAUUUAGUAUUGAUCUCAAUUACAAGCCGUAUGUAGAUCUAGAUGUAGAUACGCCGGAGACUAUAGAAGAAUUUUACGACAGGCAUGAGAAAGUUAUUCACUCGGUAGUCAAAGACACAGACGCUGAUGUUGGCAACGUUAUGUUCGUAGGCCACGCUGUUAUGUUAGACAUAAUGGUGUUUGCUUUGAAGCGGCUGGAACAAAAUAAGUCCGAGUAUGUUCCCUACCAACUGAGCAAACACCUACUCCGGGUUCCAUACUGCGCCCUCGGAGCCGUAAAGAAUAAACCCUGGGAGGUAGUAUGCCCUCCAUGUCCACCGUCGAUAAACUCCAGUUCAGGCAGAUAUGACUGGAGAUUAUUAUUGGAUGUAUAAAAUAAAUUGUCUAAUAUAAAUGUAAUAUAGCAAGAAAUCGUGGAUAAAAAUAGAAUUAGAAAAAAAUAGAGGCGCCAUUAACGUUCUUGCGUAUCUAUAAGUUAUUGUAAUAAUUUAAACACCAUGUGUAUGCGCAUAGCCCGUGACCGAAUCAUUGUCAUAGUUUCUCGAACAUUUUUUUUUUCAAAUUAUCCAAUAUAUAAUAUCGGUUAAUGUUGAAUAUAUGUUAUGAAAUCGCUUUGAUCAUUAUUAUUAUAUUUGUGAUAUUUAAUUUUACACUGAUUGAGUUAUUACUGCAAAUCAUACGUUUAGGUAGGUAAUUAUACAUUAUAAAAGAAAAUUAUAAAAUAGCAUCCUAGAAUUUUAAAUUUAUCUAAACCAGGUGACGAACUUGUUUUUUUCUAAACGUGGUGUCAUUAUAUCUUUUAAAUUUUGAGAUAUUGUAUUUGAAUGCUAGUAUUGGCUAACAUGUGAAAAAUUAGUUUAUUUUUUAGUUUGUAAACUUAGAUUUAUUUAAAAAUUACUUUUAUCCAACUGAUGUUUAACCUAGCUGUAUCUCACGGUUUUGUCCGACUGAAUGCAAAUAAAUAAUAUCUUUGUAUCAAAUUUUAUUUAAAUCCUUCGAGUCAUUCAUUUUUACGAAUGUUUAAAAUUUUAGUGAGUGAAAAAUUUUGAGAUUUUUAUAUUUAUUACUUAAUUCAGCAAUUUGAAUGAAAUUUUUAAUGUGUGAUAAUGAAAUGGUGACCCUGCCUGCGCUAUCGGUAUAUGCUAACAGGACACCAGUGUGUAAUGAUAGGUGACGAUAAAAGCAGGUCACGAUGGUUUCCAGGGGGAACCGUGUGGAGGUCGACCUGAUAUCUAUUACUAGCAAUAGGGCUGUUAGACCUCAUUACUAACAUUCCUUUCACCCCCAAUUUGGUAUAUAGAUAAACUACAAUUAUCUUGAAUAACCAAAAUUAUUAAUGUCCUAACACGCGGUUACAGUUGCGAAUUAUGGGUAGUGAAAGACAAAGAGGACAAAAGCCAUUCCCGCUGUAUCUACGGCUGACAAUAUUUUUAACAAAUGUGCUUUAUAUUCAGAAAAUCAAUUUAAUAAAAACUAUUAAUAUUUUAAAACUGCUUUAAUUGCUGCAGUUUUGCUGUGAUUUAUGUUCCUUUUAAAAAGCCUUAAAAAUAUAAAAUAUAUACAAAUAAAAAUAAUAUUCUAUAGGUAUUUAAUUAACUCGAAUAUUAUAAAAAUAUAUAAUAAUUAUCAAUAAGAUAUGAAAUUGUUUAUUUACAUUUUUAAGUA